Epinephelus fuscoguttatus (brown-marbled grouper) is the source of this 873-nucleotide messenger RNA. Its product is annotated as potassium channel subfamily K member 16-like. Gene Ontology annotation, cellular component: membrane. Gene Ontology annotation, molecular function: potassium ion leak channel activity. Bases 1 to 873 code for a protein of 290 amino acids. Gene Ontology annotation, biological process: potassium ion transmembrane transport; stabilization of membrane potential. NCBI's taxonomy places the organism in Eukaryota, Metazoa, Chordata, Actinopteri, Perciformes, Serranidae. The record is from RefSeq and is a predicted model, not a curated record. The transcript has 5 exons.
AUGGCGAGGUUCCAGUUUGUGCCAGUCAAAUUGAGCUGGACAGCAUUUUUGGCUCUGGCCCACUUCACAUAUCUGCUGAUUGGGGCCACCAUCUUCCAGAUCCUGGAGCGAGAGGCUGAGAACAACAACCGAAACCACUUCCAACUGGAGAAAUUGAAUUUCCUGGCUAACUACACCUGUCUGGAUGGACCAGCCUUGGAGAAGUUUGUUGAGGUUAUUUUGGAUGCCUGGGAAAAGGGAGUGAACCCCUCGGGCAACUCAACAAACCCCAGCAACUGGGAUUUUAGUAGCUCCUUCUUUUUUGCAGGCACAGUAGUCACAACUAUAGGCUAUGGCAACCUCUCCCCCAGCACUGUAUCUGGUCAAGUGUUUUGUGUGUUUUACGCACUGUGUGGAAUCCCACUGAACCUGGCCUUCCUCAAACAACUGGGAAAAUGUCUCACCAUCCAUCUGGGGCGACUGGAGAGGGGAAUGGUCUCCGUUGUUCCACACAAGCAAACAGUUGAGGCUCUGGCAGUGAGUUUGUUCUUCAUCGCAGGCAGCGUGCUGUUUUUGGUCAUCCCCCCUCUGCUGUUCAGUUAUGUGGAAGGCUGGACGUUUGGCGAGGGCUUCUAUUUCGCCUUCAUUACUCUCAGCACCAUUGGUUUUGGAGACUAUGUGGUGGGGACUGACCCAGGCAAGGAUUACAUCUCUCUGUACCGUAGCCUUGCAGGCAUAUGGAUCAUCUUUGCCUUGGCUUGGCUUGCUCUCAUCCUCAACAUAGGAGCCAGAAUAAUGGAGCAUGCGAUUGGCCUGACUCAUCCAAGCUUUAAAAAACAAGAAGAGGAAGAGGACGUGUCAUCCAGUAAACUAGAGGACACAUCAAAGAUCUGA